AUGAUGCAACCGACCACAACCAUGGCCCCACCACCUCAAUACCUACAACCACAAGCCCCUCAACAGUGGAUGACGCAGCAACCGCAGUACCAAGUUCAACAACCGCAACAGCCACCGGCAGGGGCUGGUUAUUACUACCAGCAACCACCCUCACAGGCUCUGGCUUCCACCGCCCCAUCCCAACAGCCGCAGCCUCAGCAGUAUGCUGCUGGCAACGCCGCUCAACCUACUGCAGAUGACGGGAUCCGUAGCCUCUGGAUCGGAGAUCUGCAGCCCUGGAUGGAUGAGCAGUACAUCCUCAACAUUUUUGCCUCCACAGGCGAGGUGGUCUCUGUUAAGGUCAUCCGAAACAAGCAAACUGGUCAGUCAGAAGGAUAUGGCUUUAUUGAAUUUGUUAGUCAUGCUGCUGCGGAAAGGAAUCUGCAGACCUUUAAUGGCAACUUAAUGCCAAGUGUUGAACAACCUUUCAGGCUGAACUGGGCAUCUUUGGGUGCUGGUGAAAAGCGUGAUGAUACUCCUGACUACACUAUAUUUGUUGGUGAUUUGGCUGCUGAUGUUACUGAUUACAUGCUUCAAGAAACAUUUACGGCCAAUUACUCUUCUGUAAAGGGCGCAAAGGUUGUAACUGACAGGCUAACGGGACGCACAAAAGGCUAUGGAUUUGUUAGGUUCGCCGACGAAAGUGAACAAUUGCGUGCAAUGACUGAGAUGAAUGGAAGGUUUUGUUCAACCAGAGCCAUGCGAAUUGGCCCAGCUGCUACCAAACAAACAGCUGGUGGCCAUACCAAAGGUAUGUAUUAUCCUUCCGGUAAUUUGGCUAAGCUGUUGGAUUGCUAG
Molecule: messenger RNA, 837 nt
Organism: Fraxinus pennsylvanica
Lineage: Eukaryota; Viridiplantae; Streptophyta; Magnoliopsida; Lamiales; Oleaceae
Source: the annotation of a GenBank genome assembly